Messenger RNA from Cydia pomonella (codling moth), 4804 nucleotides. RefSeq names its product cytosolic purine 5'-nucleotidase (gene Nt5b). The record is from RefSeq and is a predicted model, not a curated record. Bases 178 to 2010 code for a protein of 610 amino acids. The transcript has 13 exons. Lineage: Eukaryota; Metazoa; Arthropoda; Insecta; Lepidoptera; Tortricidae. Gene Ontology annotation, molecular function: 5'-nucleotidase activity.
ACUUUUGUCAGUUUUAAUGCAGUACAGUAGAAUAUUACUGAAACUGAAGAGAUUGCGUAUGUACUUAAAUUGUUAUUCAAGUUAAAUAUAAUACUAGUUUUAUUGAAAUAAUUUAGACAGUGUUGAUUUUUAUACAUAUGAAAAAAGGUUUUAAAUAGGUACAUAGCGCUAAACUGUAUGUUUAGACUUACGAAAAUUGUGGUUCUGCCAAAGAUAUACCUAAAAAAAUUUUACUCGCAUUAUACUCUGAAGUAUAAGUUUCCCCUUAACCGGCUUUCAACAAUGGAUGAAUGUAAAACUAAGGAAUGCUUGACCACUCCAGACAAGCACAUGUCGAAAAAGUACUACCGACGUGCAGAACACAGAAUCUUCGUGAACAGAUCGCUGCAUUUGGAAAACAUCAAGUUCUAUGGCUUCGAUAUGGACUACACUUUGGCCGAGUAUAAAUCACCACAGUAUGAAACAUUAGGAUUCAAUUUAACCAAAGAGAGAUUAGUAACCAAAGGAUACCCCAAAGAAAUCUUAGAAUUCGAAUAUGAUCCAUCAUUUCCAGUCAGAGGCCUGUGGUUCGACACACUAUACGGUAACCUGUUAAAGGUAGACGCCUAUGGUAACAUUCUCGUGUGCGUGCAUGGAUUUGAGUUUCUUAAACAUUCACAAGUAUACGAAUUGUACCCAAAUAAAUUCUUGACAUUAGACGAGUCUCGAGUUUAUGUAUUGAACACGCUGUUCAACCUGCCCGAGACGUAUCUAAUCGCCUGUUUGAUUGACUUCUUCACUAACUCCAAGGACUACAGCAGAGAGAAGACGGGAGUCCGCGCAGGCGACCUAGCUAUGUCCUACAAAUCCAUCUUCCAAGACGUCCGCAAUGCCGUCGACUACGUCCACAUCCACGGCGACCUCAAGCAGAAGACCACAGAGAACUUAGAACUGUACCUGAAGAGGGAUGAGCGCCUGCCAAUGUUCCUGUCUAGGAUCCAAGAGAGCGGGGCCAAGCUGUUCAUACUCACGAACAGCGACUACAACUUUACGGACAAGAUCAUGACGUAUCUGUUCGAUUUCCCGUAUGGAGCGAAGCCGGGCGAGCCCCACAGAAACUGGCGGACGUACUUCGACUACAUAGUGGUGGACGCGAAGAAGCCGCUCUUCUUCGGCGAAGGCACGACGCUACGGCAGGUCGACACAAGGACGGGCGCACUCAAAAUGGGCCAUCACGUCGGGCCCUUGCAUGAGGGACUCGUUUACUCUGGAGGUUCCUGCGACGUCUUCACUGUCCUCAUCGGCGCCAAAGGCAAGGACGUGCUGUACAUCGGCGACCACAUCUUUGGCGAUAUCCUCAAGUCCAAGAAGAUCGGCGGUUGGCGCACUUUCCUCAUCGUGCCUGAACUGGUGCAGGAGCUACAUGUGUGGACGGACAAGUGCCAGCUGUUCGCGCAACUGCAGAGUCUGGACGUGCAACUUGGAGAUAUGUACAAAGACUUGGACUCGAGCACAAAGGAGAAGCCAGAUAUUUCCAAAUUGCGGAUGGCGAUCCGUGACGUUACGCACAAGAUGGACCUCGCCUAUGGCAUGCUCGGCUCGCUAUUCCGCUCUGGUUCCAGACAGACCUUCUUCUCAUCACAGGUGGUGAGAUACGCGGACCUGUACGCGGCGUCGUUCCUGAACCUGAUGUACUACCCGUUCUGCUACAUGUUCCGCGCGCCCGCCAUGCUCAUGCCGCACGAGUCCACGGUCGCGCACGAGCAGCGCUUCACGCUCGAGGCGCCCACCAUCGACAGGUCCCGGCACCCGAGCGCCGUGCGCGCCUACAGCGUGGCGUCCGUGGGCGACGACACCGACGAGCAGAGCGCCACCGACCUGGACCCUAAGGACGCUAAGGACGUGCGCGUGGCGGCGGCGCCGGCGGGCGGCGCCAGCGUGCCGCACGCGCGCCCCGAGACGCCGCGCCAGCUCACGCACACGCACGACGAGGACUGCUCCGACGACGACGACCAGGCCAAGCAGAAAUAGGCCCCCCGCCCCACGCGCUGACCGUACCAUGCUCGCAAGCAUCGACACACCCCGCCCGCACACUCCACGAGUGGCAGACUCUGCUCCCUAUUUUAUCGGUUUUUUGGCGCGAGGCAAAGGACCGGCAAUGUGAAGUAUGGAGCGUCGCGAUUCAUCGCGCGAGUAGAGCAGUGUGUGGAGAGGGCAACAUCGCGGCAGCGCGAGGAGCGGUGUACGUGGCCGUAGUAAAGAACACUCCGGGACUGAAAGCCUACCGCGAACCACGUUCGACGUGUUGCCUCUCUGUCGCACUUGUAAAUUCGUACGUGAGUGUCACAGGGAGGCAACACGUCGAACGUGGUUCGCGGUAGGCCUUCUGUUCCCGUCAGGAUGGCCGAAUGGGCGGCGUAACGGGUGACGUACGGAAUCGAAUGACUUUAGACGUCCGAAUAUCGCUACAGAGUAUACAAUGUUAACGUAGACGGCGGAGGAUCACGCGGAUACUACUUUGCUUCGGGACGGCCGAAUACGUAAACGAGUAAUCUUAAGAGGUUGUGGAAUAUAAACAAUUCCGCGUUCGAGUUUAAUACAGCACACCAUCUAAAGCUAAAACGUUUCCCGGUCCCUACGAUCUUAUAGGUUAAUAGGUGAAACCGAAUUCUUCCAUAUAGUCUUAGUAUGGUAGCGUGUAUGCAGAAGUGAUGCAUCGUUUUAUUUGUAAUACUUACUAAAGUUAAAAGACUUCAAUACUCACAAUGCAUUAUGCAAUCGCUAGCAUGCUUUGAUGGUGAUCUCCACAUAUUUCGCAGCCUUUGUACCAUAAAUUUCUUUCAAUAUCGCUAAUCUAAAGAAAAUUACUUCUAAUUAGAGUUCCACUUCUACAUCAACUUAUAUUUUCAGAUAUUUAACCACAGACGAUUAAAAUAUAGACGUUCAGUGUAUAAAAAAAUCCGUGGUGGAAAGAACGCCAUUUGUUUUGACUCUACUAAUUUUCUUUAGAUAUGUCUAUUAAUUCAAUAGUUUGUGACUUUCUUGCCUUAAACUCUUGUCAAUCAUUCUAUAGUACUUUUAGCUCAAUGCUGAUAGUCUGAUUAGACUAAUGUAAUUUUACAAAAUAACAUCUCAAAUUACAAACGCUACUUAUAGACAUAACUAUUUAUGUGUUAUUAAGUGUCUUUUGGUAAUUCGGUCGUUAACAUUUUGACUGUUAAUUGUUUGAGUAAACAUACCAUACUAUAGGUAAAAAGGUUACCUCAUAACAAAUAAGAGUGAUUUAGUAGAAUAAAACUAGGUCUUGAUACACGAUUCUAAUUCCAGUGUUAAAAUAAUUUCAAAAAGCCCUAAAGUUUGGUCACCUUACUUGUCAGUACAAUUAGAGUCUGUUUCACAAUGUCCAAGUAAAGUAUAACAAAUAAAUUAACUGCCAGAUAAAACUUCCUUCAAAACUUAGCACUUUAUAGGCUUAUUUGAAGAUUGUGAAACGCCAACGAUGACUUUGUUCGUCAGAUAAGUGGCAAAAAGCUUAUUCAGGACUUUACUUGGACAUUGUGAAACAGGCCUUAAGUGUCCAAAAAUUACGAUAAGUAUGUGAAAAUGGUUUUAAGUACGAACUUUUUGAAAAAUAUAUUUAAAAAAGAACUUUGUCUCCGUAGCUGUUUUUGCCGUCGCAGUGGCGUUCCGUUAUAGUUGGUAAGGGUGAUUCCUUAUUUGUCCUUGUAUUUGUGCUCCGGAUUCGAUUAAAAAUUGCAAUUAAAUAAUUUUCCCCGCAAUGGAAAAGUCUGAUUCUGGUGAUGAUGAUGUAUUGUGAUUUGUAAUAAGUACCCAGUUGUAGUUAUACUGUAAGCUUGUGGGUGCUAUUACGUUAUUAGUUAUAUAAAUAGAUGUCGACCGCCAUUUGUAUUUUAGCGGUCAAGAUUUAGAUUUAGGGGCCAUUUUGUGUGAAAGGACUAGUCUUGUUCAUAUGGAUCGCGCAACCUAAAUAUGUUGAGAUGCUUGAGUUACAUAUAUGUACUUUUUUACGAAUCGUUUGUAAAGUUAGGCAGCAUUUUAAUUCAAGGAUACUUUAGACUUACUUAUGGCCAAUAACAGCAGUCUCGAUAUUGUAAAAAAAGUGUAGUUGAUUCCAAAAUUAUCCAUGAACUAAAAUGCUUUCCAAUCUUAAUAUUCUGAAUGCGAAUUAUUUGAUAGAUGUAGGAGAAUGUUUAACCCUUUAAACGUUGUUCAAAGGCAGGCGGUACGGCUAAAAUUUAGAAACGACGCCACUAAAAUAUUCCCAUUGCCGUGCUGUGGUUAAAGGGUUAAAUGGGGUGUGUGGUUGUGCAAAUAUUAUUUUGAUAAAAAUAGUAAAUACUAGUUUUGCCAGAGGCGAGUAUUGUUACAAUUUUAUGGAACAGGGAUUUAAAAAGUUGUUAAUUAUAGCUGUAACAAAAAGUAAGUAGUUUCUCUGAGGCUAUAAUUUUAACUAUGUUCUAUUAAAUCGUACUCGCAUUUGUUUGAUUGACUGCUAUUCAUUAUUUUUUUUACAUUUUUGUAAUAUUCAAAUUAUAUUGUAAAUUCUUAGGCCUCUUUUUGUAAGCUAAGAUUUUGUUAAAUCUUUGAGAUUUUAUUUAUGUUGACAUUGCGUUUACUUUAUGGAAUAUUUAAUUUUGAUUGUUUUAAGUAUUGUAUAGGAACAAAUAGCUAUUAUUCGAAUGUAGCAUAAUAUUACUUUUAAAAAGAGGGAUGUUUUUGUAUCUAAGUAUAGUAAUUCCACUUUUUAUCAAUUACACAAAUGUAGAAAUUAUAGAUCACAAAAAAUAAAUAUGAAAAAUAACAA